GUUUACAUCGCGGCCCGAGACAGCUGACGGGAGGCCCCCGCGGGCCGGGAAGUAUCGGCCGUUAUCGCGCCCGGCCAGAUUCGGCGACGUCGUAUUUCCCCGACGCCGUCUCGGCCGCGCGGGAUAACGUUAUCGCGUCACCGGCGCGUAACGUCGUAACGCGACGGGAAUUGCCGUUCUUUUGGCGCGCGAUAGCGCGAGACGCCUGGCGCCUGGAGGUGUGUGCGUGCGCGUGUACGGUCGGACUCGAUAAGCGGCGAUCGCGAAUGACGAAAUCGGCGAAACGCGAUAAGAGAGAAUAGUUCGACGCUAAUUUGGCGCGCCCUCAAAUGAUUACCGAGCAGGCGACUGUGUACUUUGUUUUGCAACGUCGCAAAGGACAUGGGAAAACGAAAGGCCUCACCUCCAUACUGGUGGGCACGUUGGACAGUGUUUUCGACACCAAACCACCGCCUUUUAGAAUUCUCCAUCAGACACCAUCGUCGGAAGUCUAUUGGGAAGUGGCAUGUUCCUUGACCCGCGAGGAGAUUUUGCAGGACUGGGAAUGGCUCCACUCGAAUCUAAUGACCACACUGACGUCCUUCGACACCGAGGAGGAGAUAACGGAAUUUGUUUGCUGCAAAAUUCAAUCUAUAAUAGCAAAUAGCAUCCCAGAUUCUCAGUUUGCAGAUGAAGAAGACCCAGAGUCUUUUAAAACUGUGUCCUUUAAAUUCCACCAAUUGUUCAAUAUACCCAAAGAGGACAAGUUGGUCAAUUAUUACUCAUGCAGUUACUGGAAGUCACGUUUACCUAGACAAGGAUGGCUCUACUUAUCUGUAAAUCACAUGUGCUUUUACGCUUACAUACUGGCCAGAGAGACGAAGCUGACCGUAAGAUGGACAGACAUUACGGAAUUGAGCAAAACCAAUGCCCUCUUAGUUCCAGAUAGUAUACGUGUUGUGACACGCGACAAUAAAGAGCAUUAUUUUUCCAUGUUUUUACAUAAAUCGGAAACGUACUCGUUGAUGGAGCAACUGACCAAUAUCGCUAUGAAAAGACUCAUUGACGAAAAGAGUGGAUUUAACGAGGAUAGAGACCUACUGAAUAAAUUAAGCAAAAAUGUGCCUAAGAAGCCGUCUUUCUUGAAGAGGGAUCUGGAUGCUCGAGCGCAUUCGGAAACGUACAGGCUUCAAUUUAGAUUGCCGGGCGCCGAGAAGUUGGACGGUAGCAUCGACGUCACUUUAUGGACUCCGUACAGCAAAAGAUAUGUCUGGGGGAAGAUAUACUUAUCUCAAAAUUAUCUUUGUUUUGAAAGUAGGGUAAGAAGGCAGGUCAGUUUGGUUAUACCUCUGAGGGAAGUGACGCUCGUUGAACCGGCGGAGAAUCAGUCCAGCACGGGAGCGGAUAAGUCGAUAUUGGUUACGACGGCGCGUUCGUCGUUUCUGUUCGCUCAGAUACACGACAGAGAUUUCGUGGUGCAGAAAAUUUCCGAGCUCUUAGCGAAGUCCAAGCUUAACUACAUAACGAGAGAUAACGUGUGUUUGCAAAAUUCCUCGGGCAGUAGCAUCAGCAAUUGCGAGGAGGCGAAACCUACGGAGCAGUGGAAACCGCAACCGCCAUUGAUGGUGCUUUUUAAGGCCCCGUUGACCCCCGAAGCCGCGUUGAAGCAAGAGGCCAAAGAGAAGCAAUGGGAGCUUCAUUUUGCGGAAUACGGAAGAGGAAUUACAAUGUACAGAACUACGGAAACUACAAAACUCGUUAUUCAAGGAAUACCGCAGACUCUCAGAGGGGAAGUUUGGCUCACCUUUUCUGGUGCCUUAAAUGAGAAGGCAAUGAAUCCAGAUUUAUACAAAUCGUUGGUCGAGCAAUCCCUUGGCAAAUCGUGUCAAGCGAACGAGGAAAUCGAGAGGGAUUUGCAUAGAUCGUUACCGGAACAUCCAGCCUUCCAGUCGGACACUGGAAUCAGCGCACUACGGAGGGUGCUGUCUGCCUAUGCGUGGCGAAAUCCUCAGAUCGGUUACUGCCAGGCAAUGAACAUAGUGGCUUCUGUUCUGCUAAUUUAUUGCUCUGAGGAGUCGGCGUUCUGGCAGUUAUGUAAUGUUUGUGAAUCACUGCUGCCGGAUUACUAUGAUAGAAGAGUAGUCGGUGCCCUCGUUGACCAAGGCCUUUUAGAGGAACUGGCGGCCGAGCAUUUGCCAGUUUUGCACGCUAAGUUGCAAGAGCUUGGCUUAAUUAAAGUUAUCUCGUUAUCUUGGUUUUUAACUAUAUUCUUGAGCGUGAUGCCAACUAGCAGCGCUGUGAAUAUCAUGGAUUGCUUCUUCUACGAUGGAGCAAAGGUUAUUUUUCAGAUAGCAUUGACUGUGUUGGAUUGGAACCAAGACAAGUUACUCAAUUGUCGCGAUGACGGAGAAGCUAUGCAACUGCUAACAGAUUACCUUGGUGGUGUUUAUAACGACGAGGGCCCGAUAUUUCCCAGACCGGUUGACAGUGCGUCACCCAGUAAGAGUAUAUCUGUCCAAACGUUAAUUUAUGAAGCAUACUCGAGGUAUGGAACUUUGACAAUUGGUGGAAUAGAAAGAUUGCGCCUGAAGCACAGACUGAGGGUAGUUCAAAGCCUCGAAGAAGGAAUUGAGAAGAACGUAAUCAGAAGCGUCAUUGUUGAUAAAUAUAUGAAGAUGGAAGAAUUGCAGGAACUGUUGAGUUUAGUGAGAGAAGAGCUAAUGAGCCAACGAAAGUCCGAACCUGACCGCUACGAUCCGACUCAACCGCCGUACGAAGCGUACAAAGUGGACUUUGACUUAUUCAGAAUAUUAUUCGGUGGUUUAUCCCCGUGGGGAAAAUGCACUCAAGCCGAAUCUCUUUCUGCGCGACUGUUCCGUUUGAUGGACCGUAAUCGUGACGGUUUACUAAACUUUCGGGAACUAGUGCAAGCUAUAGGGAUGACAGCAACAGCUGAUUUAACGCAGAGAUUAAAGCUAUUGUAUACGUUGCAUUUACCGCCACUUCUUUUGCCUACCGACUUUGAAUCGCCAACACAUUCAGCAGAUGGAGCUGAAGUGGCAGCAGAAGCUACAGAUUUUUUCGACAGCAUGGAACAGAGCGUAGCUUCCUUGGAAAUGCCAGUUAGCGUGGCAGAAGAGCCGACCGUGGGCACAUUAUCACGAUCCACGAGCUUGAACAGCCAACCAGGUGAUCAAUCGUGGGAAGUUCAGAGUAUGGGUAGCUUACGUUCGAUGAUAGCGUCAAAGGACAGUCCAUUGGAUCUGAAAACCGUGCCAAAAAUGUCUCAGAGACACUUUAUAGCAUUAUGGAAAACUCUUUACGACAUGUUUCCUGCUCAACCCGAAGAACAGGAAACAUACCAUUGCAUUGCUUCCAUAGGCACCUUGCUGCUCCAAUUAGGAGACGUUGGCAAGAAAUUCUAUGUGGAGAGAGAAGAAUCUGAAGAUAGCUUACUUCUAGCUGCAUCUGCAGCUCAACAAGCUUCUUCAGUUAUCGAAAGGUCGCCUGACCGUAAUGGAAAUCCAUCGAGCAUAGCAUCGUCCGCUGAUCCCGAUUGGUCGAUAACUGUCGAGCAGUUUUUGGCAUCUGCUCUGACUGGCCAAGCAAUAGUAGACUUCUUUAGUAAACGAACCGACCUCAUGGAAGCUAUGACAACGUUGAAAAAUCGUAGAUUUAAUCGCGUUCAUUCUUUAUCAGACACACCUACCCUGAAUGGAUGACACAUGGUAAUUAAUGUGUAAGAAAAGUAGUACAUCUAUUUUUAUGCGUAGCUAUCUUAGAGAAAAUGAAGGAGAAAAUUGCUUGUCGCAGGAAUUUAUAUAUUAUUAGCGUUUACAACUUUUAAUUUGAAGAGAAACGCAUUUGCAUGAAUGACAAUACGUGCAAUACGAUAGCUAUGAACAAUACAAGUUCAUUUAUCACAAUACCGAGAAGUCGCGUCAGAACUUUUAUAUAUAGUUCUUAUCUAUAUUUUUGUUAUAAACACUCUUUUGCGAAUGAAGCAAUGCAUCAUGCGUCGUGUAAUUUAAUAAUUUGAUUUAAUAUCUCUUUUACAAGAUAAAUAGGUUCAAUUUCAAACUAUUGUAUUAAAUAUUAGUAUGAUUACUUUUUAAAUGUUUAUUAAAACAGUAUAUUUUUGUUAUUAUUUUUUUAAAUUUCUCUAACAAGGAAUAUAUUGGCCUACCUAUCAAUUAUCGCAAAUGUAUAAUAGCUCGUCAAUAGUGAGUACUCAGGGUAAAAAUCUGAAAAUAAUUCUAUCGCUUUAAAAUUAUCCAUGUACAAGUAACACGAGUUUUCAAAUAUGUAAUACUGACGCAAUGCGUUUUUAAGGAAACAACCUAAGGAAAUGACACUAAAAAUUUUUUUGGGCAUGUGCCCAACUAUUUCUGUUUUUCGCAGAUAUGUCGCAGACAUCAAACAAUUGCGAGAAAUGCAACAUGUAAAAUAUCGACAAAUGUCGAUUGUACAUCAAUAUUUUUGUUAUUUACGUAUAGAUUUAUUUAUCGCUACAAUUUUGCUUUACAGUAGACAUUAUUAUAUGCAAACGUCACAUAUUUCUCUCAGAUAUUAUUUUUCUUAACUAUUAUAAAAGACAAGUCGAAAUAUUGAAUCUAUAGUUAAAAAUGUUAAAAAUUACUUGUACAUUUGCCUAGAAAUUUCCACCAAAACAUUACAAAAUUCCUUCUUGAUGGACAUCGUAUAAAUAUUUCUUUACAUUAUAGCAAAUUCCAGUAAACCAAGUUAAUAUAUGGGAAAUAAUGGAAGAAAAAUAUGUCAUGUUAAACAGAAGUAAUAUUUUUUGUAAGUUGACCGAGAUACCAAUUCAGAAUUUAUACCAAUUUUUUAAGUGUCUGCAUAGAAGUAUACGUAUAAGAAAUCGCCCUAUUAGUAAAUAAUAUGCGUAAACGAUGCAAAAGCUAAUCUAAGGACAUGUAAAGCCAUUUUGAUAUGCAGUAUUAUUUGAUAACUGAUCAUCGCCUUCCAAUAAUACAACUUUCUUAUUAGCUGAUUCAUUCAUAAAGAAUUUCAGUAAGUAUUGCAAAUUAAUUUUGUCGUAUAAGUUACACGAAUAACUUAUUAUGAGAAGAAGAAACGGAUUAAUUAGAGACAGUUUUUUUCCAGAAUUUUGAAUUUUUAUAAAGUCAGUUGUAUCUUCGUUCAUUCAAUUUAAAAAAAAAAGUAUAAUCAUGGUAUGAAAUAAGUUGAUGUAAAAGUCCUUAAACGAUAAUAACGAUAGCAAAUUGUGCAUAUAGUAGACGACAUUGUCUAAAAGUAUCAAACCGUUAGUUUUCUUGAAAGAUCUAGUAUUCGUAAUCGACAGUGAAACGCGCCGAUUAACUUCUUCCUAUUCUAUGUAUAUGUAAAAGAAUGGAUCUUAAUGUAAGAGAUACAUAGAGCUUCUUCUUGAUCGAUUAAAAUUUUUUAAGAAUAGUUAAUCCCAAAUGUAUGUACAUGGCACGACACGAUUACGUACACACUUUAGUGAUAGUUUUUAUUUUUAUAUAACUGAAAAGUAUUCACACGAACAUAAUUUUACGAGCGUAAUUCACGAAGCGUUACUAUGGUAUCUGAUAUGUGUGGAGAAGUCAUAUUAUAUCAAUGUGUAUUAUACCUGUAUAUAAAGAUAUUUCAUACUUGUAACUGUAUGUAUAAAAUACAUAAUAAAUAUCACAUAGGAUAUA
Messenger RNA from Vollenhovia emeryi, 5663 nucleotides. RefSeq names its product TBC1 domain family member 9 (gene Tbc1d8-9). Lineage: Eukaryota; Metazoa; Arthropoda; Insecta; Hymenoptera; Formicidae. The record is from RefSeq and is a predicted model, not a curated record. The transcript has 19 exons. Gene Ontology annotation, molecular function: calcium ion binding. The coding region runs from base 330 to 3701 and encodes 1123 amino acids.